AUGGCCGCGACAAAAGUAGCCCUCAUAACGGCCAGCUCGGCGGGCCUCGGCGCCCAGAUCGCGCGCGCCUUUGCGCCCGACUUUCGUGUUGUGAUCAACUACGCGUCCAACGCCGAGCGCGCGCAGGCGCUCAUCACCGAGCUGAACGGGAUACCCAGCACUAGCGGUGCAUCGUCAGAGGCGCGGUUCCACCUCGUGCAGGCGGACAUGAGCUCCAAGACGUCGGUGGAGAGCCUCGUGUCGGAGACGCUGGCCAAGUUCGGGCGGCUGGACGUGGUGGUGUCGAACGCGGGGUGGACGCGGAUGACGACGUUCACGGACAUUGAGCAGCAGGUCAACGAGGACGACUGGGACAAGUGCUUUGUGAUGAACGUCAAGACGCACUUGUGGCUGGCGUAUGCGGCCAAGGGGGCGCUGGCGGAGAGCGAGGGCGUGUUCAUCUCGACGGCGUCGGUGGCGGGGGUCAAGCCGAGCGGGUCGAGUGUGCCGUAUGCGGUGACCAAGGCGGCGCAGAUCCACCUGAUGAAGAGCCUGGCGGUGGUGCUGGCGCCGAAGAUCAGGUGCAAUUCCAUCUCGCCGGGGAUGCUGUUGACGGAGUGGGGGCUGAAGUUUCCCGAGGCGAAGCGGAAUGCGGCCAUCAACAACACGAAGCUGAAGAGGCUGGCGACGGUGGAGGACUGCGCGGAUCAGGUCAGGGUGUUGGCGCUGAGCAGGAGCAUUACCGGGCAGAACAUCAGCAUCGAUGGCGGGUCGUCGCUGUGA
Molecule: messenger RNA, 762 nt
Organism: Boeremia exigua
Lineage: Eukaryota; Fungi; Ascomycota; Dothideomycetes; Pleosporales; Didymellaceae
Product: oxidoreductase ucpA
Exons: 2
Coding region: 1-762 (253 amino acids)
Source: RefSeq, a predicted model, not a curated record